ACUAAAACGUGUGCCCCAAUUUCAAUUCAAAUCACCCCUUUAAUCUUCUGAUAUAUGAACGGUAAACCAAAAAAAAGAAAAGAAAUUAGAACCAUUACUCCAAAUCUUCACUUUCUUGUACAAUUCAUUGAUCAAGAUCUGGAAUUGUGAUCUGAACAAAACGCACAAAAGUUUCAAGAGGGAGAAAGUAAGUGUGUGAGAGAGAAGUGAAAUGGCGAUGGCGAGGGUAAGCUCUGGCCUCGCGUAUCCGGAGCGAUUCUAUGCAGCGGCAUCUUAUGCUGGGUUUGAUGGAUCUUCCGACUCCUCUACCAAAGGUGUCAGCUCCAAGUUCUCAAACGAUGCUGCUCUUUUACUUUAUGCCCUCUAUCAACAGGCAACUGUAGGACCUUGUAAGAUUCCUAAGCCUAGAAGUUGGAAUCCAGUAGAACAAAGCAAAUGGACAAGCUGGAAUGGGCUUGGAAACAUGGCUUCCACAGAGGCAAUGCGUCUUUUCGUGAAAAUAUUGGAGGAAGAAGAUCCAGGAUGGUAUUCAAGGGCUUCAAACUUUGUUUCAGAGCCUGCAGUACAGGGUGAAAAGAAUAAUGAGACGAUAGCGGAGCCAGUUACUGAAAAUGGAAAUGUUCUUCCUGAGAUAAAAACUAUUCCUGCUGAAAAUGGAAACAUGUCAGAACCUCAGGAUAAAGAUGUUGUAUCAGAAGGCUUUGGUGCAGUUGGUGUGUAUGACCAAUGGGUUUCACCUCCUAUAUCUGGUCCACGGCCAAAAUCUCGAUACGAGCAUGGGGCAGCCGUUAUUGAUGAUAAGAUGUAUAUAUUUGGAGGGAACCUCAAUGGACGCUACCUUAGUGAUCUCCAGGCUUUGGAUUUGAGAAGUUGGACGUGGUCGAAAGUAGAGGUUAAAACAUCUAAUGAGGCUUCUCAAAUGCCAGUAUCUCCCUUUGCUGGUCACUCCCUGAUACCAUGGGAAGGAAAUAAGCUCAUUUCAAUUGGUGGACAUUCAAAAGAUCCUUCUGAAACUAUGCAAGUUAAGGUGUUUGAUCUGCAAACACAUACUUGGUCCAACUUGAAGACUUAUGGAAAACCGCCGUUAUCGCGUGGAGGUCAUUCAGUUACCCCUACAGGAACAAGCUUAGUCAUAUUUGGCGGCCAAGAUGCAAAUCGAUCUCUUUUGAACGAUCUUCACAUUCUAGACUUGGAAACCAUGACCUGGGAUGAAAUGGACACAUUGGGAGUGCCUCCUUCUCCAAGGUCCGAUCAUGCUGCUGCAGUACAUGCUGAGCGAUACCUUCUUAUUUUUGGCGGGGGCUCUCAUGCUACUUGCUUCAAUGAUCUGCAUGUCCUUGAUUUACAAACUAUGGAGUGGUCAACGCCUACUCAACAGGGUGAAAUACCAAGUCCACGUGCUGGCCAUGCUGGUGUGACAGUUGGAGAGAAUUGGUUUAUUACUGGUGGAGGCAACAAUAAGAGUGGGGUCUCUGAAACUGUUGCCCUCAACAUGUCUACACUGGGUUGGUCCACCGUAACAACUGUUCAAGGGCGUGUUCCUCUUGCUAGUGAGGGCUUGAGUUUGGUGUUGUGUUCAUAUAAUGGUGAAGAUAUCCUAGUUUCUUUUGGAGGAUACAAUGGGCGGUAUAGUAAUGAGGUCAAUGUACUGAAACCGAGCCACAAAUCAGCUUUGCAAUCUAUGGAGACUCCUGUACCUGAUAGUGUUUCAGCAAUGCAAAAUGCUACUAAUGCCACGAGGGAUUUGGAGUCAGAUAUUGCAACAGUCCAAGAAGGAAAAAUCAGGGAAAUCGUGGUGGACAACACUGAAUCUGAACCAAUGGUGAACAAAGUUGAAGAAACUAGUGAACGACUUUUAGCUGCUCUCAAAGCUGAGAAGGAAGAGAUAGAGUCAUCUCUCAGCAAAGAGAAGUUGCAAACGCUUCAGCUGAAGCAAGACUUGACUGAUGCUGAGGCUCGCAAUACAGAUCUUUAUAUGGAGCUCCAAUCUGUACGUGGUCAACUUGCUUCUGAACAAUCAAGAUGUUUCAAACUAGAGGUGGAUGUUGCGGAGCUAAGACAAAAGCUACAGACUCUGGAAAGCUUAAAGAAAGAACUUGAGCUACUCCAACGACAAAAAGCUGCAUCAGAGCAAGCCUUGAAUGAGAAGCGAAGGCAGAGCUCUGGAGGAGUAUGGGGAUGGAUUGCUGGAACUCCUCCUAAUCAACAAGACGAUGCUUGAUACAAUAACUUUGAUAAUAGAAAAUCAGUUCUUCAUUGAUAAUUUUUUAUUAAAAAUAAUUUUAUUUUGUUAGUUGUUCUUUUCACAAAUAGAAUAAGAUAUGGAGUCGGGUGGAGGGGAAGUAAGGUCUUUGUAUCAAGGCAGGCGAGACUUUUGUUGUAUAAUUAUGAGUGGCUACGAGUGCUACUUAUUUUUUGGUCGAGUAUUUACCAGGACUAUUCUCAGAAAGAGAAUUAAUUGUUGACAAAGUAUAGGACGACUUGUUAUGAGGUUUUCAGGUAUUUAUGGAUUUUUGUAAUGCAAUUGAUCUUACUGUAUUCGUCUCCUGG
Solanum dulcamara is the source of this 2550-nucleotide messenger RNA. RefSeq names its product acyl-CoA-binding domain-containing protein 4. Gene Ontology annotation, molecular function: protein binding; fatty-acyl-CoA binding. The record is from RefSeq and is a predicted model, not a curated record. Bases 212 to 2221 code for a protein of 669 amino acids. Gene Ontology annotation, cellular component: cytosol. Lineage: Eukaryota; Viridiplantae; Streptophyta; Magnoliopsida; Solanales; Solanaceae. The transcript is spliced from 18 exons. Gene Ontology annotation, biological process: lipid transport.